CGAAAAUAUAAACAGUUGCCUAUCGUACUCAAAGAUGUUAUACCUGGCGGACAACGGCCAAAACUGAUCAAACGGAGUCAAAGCGACGACGAAAAGAGAAAGGGAAAAAAUGGGCGCCUGUUAAUUUAAGAUGAGUCGGUCAGCUCGUCGAUAGCGCAACUUGCUCCUUGUACAAAACUCUCAUCGUCGCAGCAACAGCAGCGACCACUUGUCUUUCUCCUCAGCCGACUGUCUCGUAUACUCUAGUCUCUCAGUAAUCCUCGUAGAGUCGACCACGAAUGCAUAAAAAUCCGUUCGCUGUUCCUUCGUCAUACACCCCUCAACAGCCGCCCUUGCCUCCCGGUCCUCCUCCUCCUCAGCCAGCACAACCAGACUAUUCUGCUUACUGGGCUGCUGCAGCGGCAGCUCAGCCCAAUGCAUAUACUCCUCAAUGGUCUGCAGGUCAGCCAGCUCAGGCUGCUGCUCGCCCGACACCUGAACAGUCAGCUCUUUAUGCAAACUACGGCUAUGGUCCUGGACAACAGAACUGGCAACAGCAGCAACAGAGACAAGCUCAACCUUACCAGCCACCUCCUCCUGUAGCUCAACCUCCGCCUCCGCCACCACCUCAAGCAACGUAUAAUCCGUAUCAACCUCAGACGGUUGCAUACCAGCAACCUUACAUUCCGCAGGCUGCACCUCAGCAUGUUCCGCACCAACCGCAAUAUCAACCGCCUGUAGUGCAAGCACCUCCUCAGUUCCAGCAACAGCAUCAGCCUUACUUUGGUCAGCAACAACCGCAUCAACAACAACAACAGCAACAGCAAAAUCGUCAGCAACACAACCGGAACCAGAACUUGCAUCAGCAAUCAUCCCAGCACUUGCCUCCCGCAAAACGGCAACGGUUCGGUCCUGCUCAAUCUCAAGGGCAGAUACAACAUGCUCCGCCUACACAGCCUGCUCAAUCUGGUGCGAUCGGUGGAGGUGUUGGUGUGGGUGUUGGCGCCUUUCAAGGUCCGGGUGGAGGUCGGGGUGGAGGACCUGGUGCCAAUCAAGUACCUCUAGGUGGUUCAAGGGGAGGCUUUGGAGGCGGUCGUGGCGGAAAUGCCAUGGGUGGGCGGGGAAGAGGUGGCCCAAUGGGUAUGAACAGAGGUGGAAGCAGGGGACGGGGUGGUGGCUUCAAUAACAUGGGUAACCGCGGUCCCAGCCAGAGUGGCGGUAGUUUCAGAGGCCAUGGUUCUCAUCGUGGCUUUGGAAACCGAGAUAAUCGAAGAGGUGGUUCGUUCAAUACCGGCGGACAAGGCUUCGCUCAUGGUCAGCAGCAGCAACAGCAACAUCAUCAGGGCUUCCCCAGUGGGGGUACGUCUUUCAGAGGUCGUCAUGGUCCAAGCCAUGCUGGUCGCGGUGGCAGGCAUGAUACGGUUGCCCCUCAUGGUCCUAAGGACAGUACUGCGUCCACCAGCGUCUCGGUCGGUAAGAAAGAAGAGAAUCGAAGGACACUGACCGAUUUCAAGAUAGUUGGACUCGAGCUUCGCGAUCUCAGCUGGAGUUGGGGUGUUAUUCCACCCCCAUCCGAGUCUGACGUGAAGGAGGAGCGUACAGAGGCUGAAAUGCCUAGCGCUGAAGAGCCUGCCUCUGAGCAGAAGCCUAAUGUGUCCGCUGCCUCCGAUGCAGCCACUCAUGCUGCUGGGCCUUCCACUGAGGGUACCACUGCUGCGACGGAGAAGGACACUGCUGUUGUCAAAUCUGAAAUAACGACAGCGCCGAUGCCUCCUCCGCCAUCUCGCAUUCGUAUUUAUUUCCACACGCCAGUGACUGCUGAUGACAUUCACUCUCUUACUCCGCAGUCUUCGCUUUCUCUUGUUGUUCCUUCGGAUUCUGCUGUUCGCAAGGGCAAACGUAAGAAACUCGAUGACGAUGAUGCGGACAUUGAGGAUGGUCGGGGUCCUCCCCCGCCUCCUCCUGGCAUGGACCAUGACAGUAUGAGCAUUGCUCCGAGUGUUGACCGUGAUGGUACCGAGACAUUGGCUGGACGCGACAGUAUGGCUCCAAGUGUAGCAGAGACAACGAGCGAGGGAGAAGUCGGUCAGAGCUCACAAGCCACUGAGCUUGAAGAACCUCAUGAUGAGGAUGCUGACGCCGACGCGAUCGGCGAGGAAUAUGUUGAAGGCGAGGGUUAUGAGAUUCACGAGGAUGUGACUAUGGGGUCGAUCGAUGACCACCACACAGAUGCACAUUUCGAGAGUGGGCCUAAUGAGGUUCUGGGUUCGAAUGGUCAUCCUGAUCAAAGCCAUGAAUUACCCUCUCCGAAUGACGCAAAUGGCGUCUAUGAUUCCUCGGAAUCCGUCGAGUCGAUGCUGAAAGCAUCAGGACCCUCUGAGGCUACAGAGCCAACUCAAAGUUCUUCUCAGUCUCCACAUGAUCUCAAUGAUUCGUCUUCCAACCUCGCCGUUGGCGCAGUUUCUGCUGAUUCCGAGGCUCCUGAUUCUCUUUCUAAUGUGCCCCAGACUCAGCCUGAAGGCAAGAACACUGAUACUGAUACCUUCCCCGAAUCACAGGUUCCAGCACAACCGAAUGGAACUCGGCGACCGCUACAAGCUAUGGACUCUCUUGCAUCUACUGUACCCGAUACCAAUGGCCAAGAGGAUACCUCUCCGUAUACGUCUACAGUAUUGGAAGGCAGUCCAGUGCCCACUGCCGCCCAAGAAGACGCUCAGACUCAGCCAGUGGAACGGCGAUCCUCAGAAACCCAGCAUAAUCAGGUUGAACUUGGAACCCCUUCCACGAGCACGGCCGUUUCUGGGUUGAACGGCACCCCUGCAUCACAGGUCCAUGCCAAAUCUGACGUCAAACUGCCGUCCGCCAAUCGACUGUCAAUCUCGUAUGCCGCAGGAACGAGGCGAAUGGUAAUCGACGCUGAAGUUGUCGAUAAACUUGUCGUAAGGCGGGACGAUGGCCGUAUUGAGGUUCACCUUAACAUCGCAAGAGACGAUGGCUCGUUUAAGGGUAUCAUGGUCGAAGCGUUUUCUGAUUCUUCUUCAUCGUACACGCCAUUGGAUAUAGCCAUACCCAACUUGAACGAUCCUACGAUACCACCCUUCAACACCGCUUCGCUUCCUUUGAAGACGGUCCUUAUCGCAUACUUGGAUAAGGAACGUCCGUUGUCAGAACCGAAGUGGGUGAAGACAGGUGAUGUCCAAGAAUGGCUCAAGACCAUGUUUGGUCGUAUGUUCUGGGCCGCUGGCGAUGCGGCUGAUGGUUGGGAGAAGAAGAUCGAAGUCGCUGACCCUGAUCCAGUACGUUGUCCUCAGAGCUUUCCCAAGUUUUACAUACUCACAUGUGUCUACAUAGCCUCCAACUAUCUGGACCCUUCUUGAAGCAUGGGCAGGCAAUUCAAACAUUGGUACUCAAACUGAACGUCAACGCUUCUUACGUAUACACAUGUCCGAAACAGACAACAUCUUGGAAAUCCUUCUCCGACUCGUCCGAGGCGAACGCGCAAGUUACUCCCAGAACGCCCCUGUAUUAUCUGCACCUAACUUAUCGGGCCCCCUCCUUUCUGCACUAUCGCUGGGUUCAGCGCAUGGUGCCCAACAGACACAUGUCUCGCUCGCCGUCUUGGCAAUUUUCCGGCUUGCCGUGGAAUAUGCGAAGAAGGCAGUAGGUGAUGGAGGGAAGAGUGAGGUUGAGGAGAGGGUUGGGGAGAUCAUCCGAUGUUUGCCGUCACAUCUCAUCUACAAGAGUCUCGACGGCAUCUUCAAAGAGUGGAGGGUAGAAAAAAAAGGCGGUAGAUAGUAAGUGUUCUAUCUAUCAAGAUAGUUCGCAUGCAGCUUUCUCUAUCAGCAUGUUUUUCUUGACGCAGCAAUACCAAUGUGCUGAGUGUUUGUAAGGCUACUUUUGUUGCAAGGUUCAUGGAACAAAGAUAAUACACAUCGAAGUAUAGAAGUACAUGCAGAGUGCUUUUGAUACAGUUCAUGGCCUGAUGUGUAUUCCAUGCUCCUAUGGCGUUUGACUAUGUCUUUCCGUCGGCAUCAAGUGCCUUUUGGAUAGUCGGUACUGACAGUGACAUCCUUCCAAUCCUCGAGUCUCUGCAACGUGGUGUUGCAGACGCUCUUCACUACAUCGUAAGAAUCACUUCCAAUGGCUACCACAGUGGGGAACUCCCUCCCAGCUGCGACGCCCUCACCUUUGAUAAUAUCGAUCAUAACCUCAACACCUUUCUUAGGAUCCCCAGG
Molecule: messenger RNA, 4214 nt
Organism: Somion occarium
Lineage: Eukaryota; Fungi; Basidiomycota; Agaricomycetes; Polyporales; Cerrenaceae
Source: the annotation of a GenBank genome assembly